Molecule: messenger RNA, 2048 nt
Organism: Radiomyces spectabilis
Lineage: Eukaryota; Fungi; Mucoromycota; Mucoromycetes; Mucorales; Radiomycetaceae
Product: coth protein-domain-containing protein
Exons: 4
Coding region: 50-1936 (628 amino acids)
Source: RefSeq, a predicted model, not a curated record
UUUCGUUCCAGUCCUUUCUCAAAAAAACCAGAAAAGAAAAUAGCUCAUUAUGAAAGUUUGGGCCAUUACUUUUAGCAUUGCGACGCUAGUGGGAGGUCUGGCCAACGCUGCCGAUGUUCAAUACAGUGUGGUAGCGUUUCCGAAGCAAUCCCAAGGCGUGGCUGUUUCCGUUGGCGGUCAGAACCAUCCAUUGUCAGCUGAUCAGAACGUGCCCAAUCUCUUCAAGGGCAAAGCCCCUUCAGGCGAUUCGUAUCAAUAUGUCAUUACCGAAGGCCAGCAGUCGACUGCCGAAUCUGUUCAACGUAAAUUGGCUCAGUCUGCCACUUCCACUGGUAACGAAUUCUUUAAUCGCUCCCAAACCGUCUUUGACGUGCCUUCACUUCCUCAGGCAUACAAUCCCGUUUAUACACCCCUUUACACCAAUAUGAACCGUUCCAAUGAAAUCGCCACAAUCGUAAUGAAGGCGGACGGCGCUGCUUUGGAAGCCAUUCUUAAGGAUCCCUUGGGAGGUGCCAAGGCUGCCGAGGUGUAUUCCAUGGCCUACAUCAGCAGUGAAGAAGUGCAUACCUUCAAGGGCGCUUCCAUCAAAAACAGCGGUCAAUCCACCAAGGAUUACGCCAAACAGUCGUACAAGAUCGAAUUCAAUAAAUUCAACAAUGCCACCAAGGGAAACAAGGAACACUUGUACGGUCGCUCUGUUGUCAAGCUUCGAUCUUUGCCCACAGAUCCUACCUUUGUGAGAGAGAAGUUGAUGCUCGACAUUUUGGGCGCCUCGGGUGCCGCUACAUUAUCAGGCAGCUGGGCUCGUUUAUACGUGAAUGACGAACCUUAUGGCUUGUUCUUGAUGAUCGAUGAUGCCUCUACUCGUUUCAUCAACGCCGCUCUCCACGGUGGCAAUAAUGAUUACCCUUAUACUGGUGCUACUUACAAGGGCAAUGCUCUCAGCGAUGACAAGGAAGCCAACCUCGUGUAUAAGGGCGAUGAUCCUACUGUUUAUCCCAAGGAUGUUUACAAGAUGGAAGAUACUGGUGAAACCGAGUAUAAGAAGAAGAACAACACGCUGACUCCUCUGAUCAAGUUCAUGAGCGACUUGCAACACGUGCAAAUUGCUCAGGAUGACAAGAACCAAGGCAACAUCUCCAAACUGCUGGACCCCGAUCACACCUUGAUCCAACUGGCUGUCAGUUUCCUCAGUGGUUCCUGGGAUGGUGUCUGGGCUCAGGCUAGCAACUACUAUUUGAACCAAGAUUUGAGUUCCCAGAAAUGGACUCUGAUCACUUACGAUUUCGAUGAAGCUCUUGGCAAUGGAGCUCCUGAAAACCUUUUCAAUGUGACUUAUCAAGAUUUCACUCCCCAGGGUGCCAAGCGUCCCAUGAUCGAGCCUUUCAUCAAGUCUCCCUACUACAGCAAGCAAUUUGAAGAAACCGUCAAGACCCUGGUCAAGCGUUUCUUCAAGCCUUCCGUCAUUGAACCUCGUUUGGAAGCUUGGCAUAAGAUGCUUCGUGAAGACAUUAUCUGGGAUCGUGCUCUUCCUGCCCGAUCUCCCGGUCAGCCUGUCAAUUGGACCGUAGACGAUUUUGACAAGAACUUGAAUACUACCGUCCAGGGUAACCUUGGCAUUGCCGAAUGGAUCCGAAAGCGUACCGAUAGUGUGAAGCAGCAAUUGAGUUUCACCGAAGAGGAUGAUCUCCCCGGCCUUCCAAAGUACACUGGCGGCCGCGUCAUGGACAAGGAUGGCAAUGUUCACAGCAUGAACAAGAACCAGAACCAGAACCAAGAUGGUGGUAACACCAACAACGGUAACAAUGGUGACAACACCAGCGGUGAAACCGGUGACAAGGCUAGCAAUGCUGGUGUUGCGGCGUUUACUCCUGUCUCCAUGGCGGUCGGUAUGACCGUUGCUGCUGGUCUCUGCGCCAUGCAAUGGGUCCUGUAAACAAGAACGGAUGCUGGAUUUCCUUCUAUUCUUUUAAUUUUCACCACUCUUUUUUUUUCAUCAUGAUAAUAUGUGAAUAAACCAUUGAUAUCAAAUCAUAAUUCAUCAUCUA